AUGUACGGCCACAUGCUAGCCACUAAACCACCGAUGCAGGAGCCUGCAUUACUCCAAUCUAUCUGUUUAAUAAAUGUUAUCCAAAUAAGUUCAGCUGGUGGCGUUUGGUCCCUCCGAAAUCUAUCCAUCACAGUACCUCGGGCAGUUCUGUCUGGUGAGGGGCAGUCAGCGGUACUCCGAUGUUCCUACGAUCUUGAAGGAGCAGCUCUCUACUCCAUACGAUGGUAUCGCGCUGAAACAGAAUUCUACAGAUACGUGCCACGAGAAAUGCCUCCAACGAUGGUCUUCCCGUUACCAGGUGCUUCAGUAGAUCUCGCACAAUCAGAUCACCAACAAGUACGAAUAGUGAAUCUCAACAGACGCCUCAGUGGGGACUACCAGUGCGAAGUGUCGGCAGACGCGCCACUCUUCCACACAGAUAUACGAACAGCCCCUUUAACUGUAGUAGAUCCACCGUUCCGUGCACCACGACUAACUGUUUCCCACAGAAGUUAUUCAAGGGGUGACGUCAUUCGUGCCAACUGUUCUAUCGAUGAAGCAUACCCUGCGCCAAAUAUUACGUGGAUACUAGACGAUCAUAAGAUCGCAGAAACAGUAUCGUGGAGGACAUCAGAGCUGGACUUCAAAGAACGAGGGGCCUUCAGUGAGUUGGAGCUCACCAUACUAGAAGCGGAAAAUUACAAAGUUGGUCUCACAUACACCAGCGCAAGUCUGAACAGAGUGUACCAAGACCAUUAUGUAUACGACCGUGAUAUGGACGACGACAGGAAUACUGUAAGAUACACUAUAGUCCCUCCUCAUAGCGGCCAGUUCGCUCUUGGCUGUGUGGCAACAAUUUUCGACAUAUAUGCACGAAAAAGCGAACCUAUCUACAUUAGAGAAGAUGCUCCGCACCCAGCCUCAGUCACCGGAGAAGAUUCAUUGGGUACAAUCACAAACUACAAUAUGUUAUUAACAGCCGUUUGUAUCUGCGCCGUGAUGCUGCACCAAUUA
This is a messenger RNA of Brenthis ino (lesser marbled fritillary), 993 nucleotides long. The record is from the annotation of a GenBank genome assembly. Lineage: Eukaryota; Metazoa; Arthropoda; Insecta; Lepidoptera; Nymphalidae.